Messenger RNA from Trichoderma harzianum CBS 226.95, 399 nucleotides. RefSeq lists its product as hypothetical. Lineage: Eukaryota; Fungi; Ascomycota; Sordariomycetes; Hypocreales; Hypocreaceae. Gene Ontology annotation, cellular component: mitochondrion. The annotation marks the transcript as partial. The transcript has a single exon. The record is from RefSeq and is a predicted model, not a curated record. Gene Ontology annotation, biological process: mitochondrial respiratory chain complex II assembly.
UCAUCAUCCUUCUCCUCACGCCCAUCCCCCCCCAAACUCCCCGCCGCCCAACAAGCCGAAUUCGAACGCCUCCAGCGCGCAGCCGCCGUAUCGUCCGCCUUCCAAGAAGUAGCUGCAGCGCAAACUCCCCCCGCGACGGAAACUCCUCGCCACACAACAACCGCCUCUUCUUCUUCUUCUGCAACCGCUUCCUCCUCUGCUUCUGCUUCUGCUUCUGCGAAUUCCGUAAAGACGGACGAGGCUACGAGCCUUAAUCAGGGCCUCUUUCGUGGCGCGCCACCAGAGUUCGAAGGCGAUACGAAUCCCAAGACGGGCGAGGUGGGAGGGCCGAAGAAUGAGCCUUUGAGGUGGGGUGGGGAUGGGGAUUGGAGCUAUAAUGGCAGGGUGACGGACUUUUGA